Messenger RNA from Phytophthora sojae, 360 nucleotides. RefSeq lists its product as hypothetical. The annotation marks the transcript as partial. The transcript has a single exon. Lineage: Eukaryota; Oomycota; Peronosporomycetes; Peronosporales; Peronosporaceae. The record is from RefSeq and is a predicted model, not a curated record.
GCGGCUAUUUGGUUUGAGUGGUACGCAAAAACAGCACGUAUGUGGGACGUGUGUGCGGAUCGGCAGAAAAAAUCAGCGUACAAGGACACCGUGAACUACAUGAAGCUCUUCUUACCAAACGGCUUCGCGCUGGACCCGUCGGUCCCUGACUACACCGACCAAGUUGUUCGUACCGGAAUUGAGGCCGAAGCCGGGAUGUACAGAUUUUUCGAAGAGUACGGAGUCAAGAGCAAACGUGGAUCAGCUGCACUCAAGCAACUGCGCAAGUUUUUCCGGGAAAGCAAGCUCAACUCUCUAGUAGACGCGUACCGUGCUCGCGUUGCUGUCGCUGGCGUAACGGACCCAGCGCCCAAGGAAACG